Messenger RNA from Lachancea nothofagi CBS 11611, 1077 nucleotides. Lineage: Eukaryota; Fungi; Ascomycota; Saccharomycetes; Saccharomycetales; Saccharomycetaceae. The record is from the annotation of a GenBank genome assembly.
AUGAGCGACGCCACCGCGGAUGUCAAGACCUUAGUGUCUACGCUUAGAAACGAUUUCGUUAACACUUUCACUUCAAAGGAUGAACUACAUGCCUUGCAACCAAAGACCAAGCUAAAAGAUUCAAAUCCUACGACAGAGCUGCAAAAACUAUCUCAAAUCAUCAAAGCUCACACCACCAAAAUCGGUAUUAUAUCACAGCCUCAAAAAUUUAACGCCAACAUCACUGCUGCUCUCAGGGAACUACAGCACUUCUCCAAUUCCGUUUUCUUCUUGUUCAGUCUACUACCGCUGUUUUAUCAAGGUAAAUUUACCAACUAUUUCAAUGAAUUACUAGAUUCCUGUAUCCUAGGACUUUUGAAUGGUAUAAAUGGAUUCUGUGAUGAAAUUGAUCAAUUGUUAGAUGCCGCACCAACUGACGAUUCUAGUGUCAAUGCUGCGGCCGAAUCCGAAGACCCGCAUUCAAACACGAGACUCAUCUCUGUAGGUAAAAUCUGGUCCUCCUGUGACUCUUUAGAUGAACUGGCCACUACCGGUAAUUUGGGCAUACUAAACAAGAAGAUUCUAGUGAGCGCCAAGCUCGUUGGUGAUACUUUGGCCGAAUUGGAAGAGUGGCUCGUUGAUCCCCAUGUUGAAUCUGAUGAUCCAUUUGGCAUUGGUAGCGAAUCCGACAACGAAUCCGACAACGAAAGUGGAAGCGAAACCGGUGAAAAGGCGUCACCUGAAAUGAUCAAAUUUGUUGAAGAAUGGCAAACCAAACUGAAAAUGAUUCGCUUAUUGCUUCUAUCAUUUUCCAAAUCCAUUGCAUCAAAUGACUACAAGAACAAAGAGCCCAUGGUUGAACAGCUCGACAAACUCAAUAAUCUACACGCAAUAAUCGUCGAAAAAGUGGACGAAUUGAUCUCUACUGUAUUCAUGUUAGGGCUAGAUUUCGAUUCUCAAGAUGAGGAAAUUGUCGACCUGUCGUCUCAAUUGAAUACGAGCGUUCGGCAAAUGGUUCAAAUUAUCAAGACUUUGACCAAAGGCGACGAUAAAAAGGGCAAGUGGAUAGAAGUUUGGGAUGUCAAGUAUUUUACUUAA